ACCCUGGUAGUACAUAACACAUCGUGCGAUUUUAAACAUGGCAGCCUCUGCCGGGUCGCGAUCUUCCACGAGUAACAACACUGGUAUGGAGGGUUUCCCUUUCCCCGUGGUUAACAGACCAACAGAGGACAGUACGAGUAAAGAUCAGACCACUACCGGAGAACCGAAAAAGAAACCGUGCCGAGCGUGUACGGAUUUUAAAUCAUGGAUGAAGUUGCAGAAACAGACGUCCUCAGUCUCAGUGCAGGAGAGCAGGGCGGUGGAGGAAACUAAGCCUGUCGAAUGCCCUCUGGACAGAGAGGAACUGGGCAGGAGCUCAUGGUCUUUUCUUCACACUAUGGCUGCAUAUUAUCCAGACACACCGACCACAGAACAACAGGGGGAGAUGACACAGUUCAUCAACCUCUUCUCAAAGGUUUUCCCAUGUGAUGAAUGUGCAGAGGACCUGAGAUCAAGAUUGAAAUCAAAUCAUCCAGACGCUAGCAGCCGGCACAACCUCUCACAGUGGCUGUGUCGCCUCCAUAAUGACAUCAAUAUCCGGUUAGGCAAGCCGGAGUUUGACUGCAGCAGGGUGGAUGAGCGAUGGCGAGAUGGCUGGAAAGAUGGUUCUUGUGACUGAAAAUGUCCAACACAGUCAUGAACUAAAUAUAGUCACAUACUGAUUCUGUGGACCUGUCAUUUUUGUUGCAACAAAUACGACCUGUAGGGCCAUUCAGGAGUCAUGCAUAAACAUAUACAUGUUGACUUUGCACUUAAAGGGUUAGUUCACCCAAAAAUGAAAAUUCUGUCAAUAAUUACUCACCCUCAUGUCGUUCUACACCCUAAAGACCUUCGUUCAUCUUCAGAACACAAAUUAAGAUAUUUUUUUGCCAGCAAGAUCAUUUACACUUUCAAGCACCCAGAAAGCUACUAAAGACAUAUUUAAAACAGUUCAUGUGACUUAAACCCUAAUAUUUAAGGUUGAAGCUUUACGAAUCUUUUGUUUCGAAUCAGUGGUUCAGAGCGCCAAAAUCACAUGAAUUCAGUAAACGAGGCUUUGUCACAUAAGUGUUUUGAAACUUAAAUAGUUCACGUGACUUUGGCAGUUUGAUACGUGCUCCGAACCACUGAUUCCAAACAAAAGAUUUGUGAAGCUUUGAAGCUUCAUGAAGCAGUGUUUUAAAACCGCCCUUCACUAGAUAUUGUUUAAUAUAGUUGCUAUUUUGUUUUUAUGGUGCACAAAAAGUAUUCUCGUCACUUUAUAAUAUUAAGGUUGAACUGUUUUAAAUAUGUUUUUAGUACCUUUCUAGGCAUUGAAAAAGGAAAUUAACUUGCUGGCAAUAGAGGCCUCACUGAGCCAUUGGAUUUCAUCAAAAAUAUCUUAAUUUGUGUUCUGAAGAUGAACGAAGGUCUUACGGGUGUAGAACGACAUGAGGGUGAUUAAUCAUGUUAUUUUCAUUUUUGUGUGGACUAACCCUUUAAACAUUGUUCUAACUGAUAUAAUUUUUUAUUAAUAUACAAAUGUCUAAAUUGUGCUUUUAAUCAGUAGUUUGUCUGUCUACAAGACUAUGGUGUUACAGCCCAUACUUUUUUUGAAUGAGCUCUUGAUGGAUGUAAAUAGCCCAGAGGUAACUGGAUGAACUCUGUUCCACAGAUAGAAAUAAAAAUGUUCUAUUUGUUUAGA
This is a messenger RNA of Ctenopharyngodon idella (grass carp), 1663 nucleotides long. RefSeq names its product growth factor, augmenter of liver regeneration (ERV1 homolog, S. cerevisiae) (gene gfer). Gene Ontology annotation, biological process: liver development. The transcript has 3 exons. The coding region runs from base 38 to 619 and encodes 193 amino acids. The record is from RefSeq and is a predicted model, not a curated record. Gene Ontology annotation, cellular component: mitochondrion. NCBI's taxonomy places the organism in Eukaryota, Metazoa, Chordata, Actinopteri, Cypriniformes, Xenocyprididae. Gene Ontology annotation, molecular function: flavin-dependent sulfhydryl oxidase activity; flavin adenine dinucleotide binding.